UGUAUUACGGUACGGUAGUGUAUCUCUUGUGGAUGAGAGUUCCCCAGCUCCAACUCCUGUGUUACACAGUCUGUGUUACGGACUGUAAUGUGUUCUUGUUUCGAGACCGCAAUUAAAUUGCCAAUGCCACCAAACUGAGGAUCUGCUCCCGUGCAUGUCCGUGCCAAGGGUCUCCGAGGAGCAGGAACUCCGAGAAUUGCAACGUGGAAUCGCCGCUGAAAUCCUGAAAGCAACUCAAGCAAACUGCUGGCAAAGAUCAGUUCAACAUUGUAAAUAUGGAAACAUCUUCAGACAAGGUUAACUGAAGUUCCCUCAAUGGAUAAAGAAUUAGAAUAUGUUUCACGCUUUUGAAAGUGUCUGACCAGCUGGGAAACAUGGCUGCCAAACCACAACCCCCUCUGGUGAAGAAGCACAGCCAAACCGACCUGGUGAGCCGGCUAAAGACCAGGAAAAUUCUUGGCGUUGGCGGAAAGGAUGAUGAUGGAGAGAUUCACCGGUCAAAGAUUAGUCAAGUGCUGGGAAAUGAAAUGAAAUUCACCAUGCGAGAGCCUUUGGGUCUCAGGAUAUGGCAAGUGGUGUCAGCCAUCAUGUUCAGUGUUGUUGGCGUAACGGCUCUCAUCUUUCCCAAACGUCUGUAUGAAACUGUUUUUGAUGAAGAUGGGUCCAGCACCAUAAUGGCAGUGAGACUGUAUGGCGGGGCCCUUCUCAGCAUUUCCUUGAUCAUGUGGCAUGCAUUAUACAUGGCCGAGAAGUUGAUCGUUCGGUGGACGCUCCUCACUGAGACCUUUUAUUUCUCAGUGCAGUUUAUAGUUACAUCCGCUCUCUUGUUUGAAAAGGGAGCACUACCCCAGGGAGCGAGCCUGCUGCAGUUCAGUCGAGCUCUCUUCAUCCUCAUCAGUAUCUAUUUCUAUUACCAAGUUGGCCGAAAGCCCCGGAAGAUGUGAGGAGUGUGCCUAGCCAGGCUGUUCCAUGCGAUGGGAUUGGGCUGAUCAGUGGAUGGCUGCAAGGCGUGCGACUAGGAACGAGUGACUCUCCUCCUGAAGUGUAUUUCGUAACCUGCAUUCCAUGCUUCUUGAUCGGACAUUAGCCUUUCCAGGUGUGUUGUAUUCUGAAGAUUAUGUUGUAUCCUGUCCCUGUGCAUGUGCGGCAGCAGCUUCACAAUAUUGGAUUUGUUACCUCAAGAAUAAUCAAUAAAUACGUUUCCGUGA
This is a messenger RNA of Hemiscyllium ocellatum (epaulette shark), 1208 nucleotides long. Its product is annotated as tumor protein p53-inducible protein 11-like. NCBI's taxonomy places the organism in Eukaryota, Metazoa, Chordata, Chondrichthyes, Orectolobiformes, Hemiscylliidae. The record is from RefSeq and is a predicted model, not a curated record. The coding region runs from base 375 to 944 and encodes 189 amino acids. The transcript has 8 exons.